UUCCCAACAAUGGAUUAGUCGUAUAUUGUGGUACCAUUGUUACAGAGGAAGGAAAAGAGAAAAAGGUCAAUAUCGAUUUUGAACCUUUUAAAGCCAUUAACACAUCACUUUACCUUUGUGAUAAUAAAUUUCAUACCGAAGCAUUAUCCGAAUUACUGGAAUCCGAUAAUAAAUUUGGAUUCAUCGUCAUGGAUGGUAAUGGUGCUUUAUUUGGAACCUUAAGUGGUAACACGAGAGAAGUUAUUCAUAAAUUUGCUGUGGAAUUACCAAAGAAACAUGGUGGUCAAUCCGCUUUACGUUUUGCUCGUCUUCGAGAAGAAAAACGUCAUAAUUAUGUUCGUAAAGUUGCAGAAUUGGCUGCUCAAUUCUUUCUUACAAAUGAUAAAGUCAAUGUUACUGGUCUUAUUCUUGCCGGUUCAGCUGACUUUAAGACAGAAUUAUCACAAUCAGAUAUGUUUGAUAAUCGUCUUCAAACUAAAGUCAUCAAAUUAGUUGAUGUUUCAUAUG
Molecule: messenger RNA, 507 nt
Organism: Dentiscutata erythropus
Lineage: Eukaryota; Fungi; Glomeromycota; Glomeromycetes; Diversisporales; Gigasporaceae
Source: the annotation of a GenBank genome assembly